AUUACCUAUCAUUCAGUUAUGUUUUUGUGAUUUUACUAUUUCAAAAAUUGCGAUAGUAUGUAAAUACGGCGUAUUAAUUUAUUUAAUAGUGUCAAGUGAUAAUUUAUUAAUAAAAAUGUCUCAAGGAAAAGUUGUUUUGAUGGCUUGUGGAAGUUUUAGUCCACCAACUUAUAUGCAUUUGCGCAUGUUUGAAAUUGCUAAAGAUUACUUACACUCAUUGGGUUUAGCUACCGUCAUAGGAGGCAUAGUAUCACCAGUUCAUGAUGCCUAUGGAAAAAAAGAUUUAGUGGCUGCCCAACAUAGAAUAGCAAUGUUAAAGCUGGCACUACGGUCAUCAUCAUGGAUUAAGAUAUCUGAUUGGGAGACACAGCAGAAUGGCUGGACCAGGACCCGAGUAUCUUUACAAUAUCACCAGGACACAAUCAACCGACAUGUAGCUACUAUAGACGAUUCUGACGGCCCUAACUGGCUGCCAGAUGAUAUACUCAAUGUGAACAACAUCAAUUGCGCAAACAGUAUUGACGAGCCCGACAAUUUAAUGGAAAGACUGAAUGGCAACCACAAUGAACGCGUCACUGUGAAAUUGCUGUGCGGCGCUGAUUUGUUGGAGUCGUUUGCCACUCCUGGUCUGUGGUCGGAUGAGGACUUGGAAACAAUAGUGGGGCGUCAUGGAUUAGUAGUGGUAUCUAGAGCGGGUAGCGACCCUGGCCGAUUUAUAUACGAAUCCGAUAUGCUUUAUAAACACAGGAACAACGUGACUUUAGUGACGAAUUACAUCGUGAACGAGGUGAGCUCGACGGUCAUCCGGCGGCUGGUUCGACGCGGUGAAAGCGCUAAGUACCUCACGGACGACGCAGUGCUCGCCUACUUGCGGAGUCACCGUCUCUAUGGUGCCACCUCCUCACACACUGAGUAUAACAUUCUUAAUGACCUUAUAGCCAACUAUGACAAAAAAUCACCUCAAGACGUCAUAAUGGCUUCCCCGGAAGAAGCUAGUUUCAAAAGCAUACUAAUAUCUAUCAGAGACAAACCAUCAAUUGUAGAUGAGACAGUAACCGUAAAAAGAGCAAAGAAAACGAACUUUUUAAUGCCAAACAGUCACACAGAUUCAGUAAGCCCCAUUAUGGACACAAUAAAACCUAAAAUGGCAUAUGUAGACAAGGUACCGUCAACGUAUGUACCUGGGAAAGCAGUAAAGAUAGUCAGCGAUGUGAAUGAACAUGUCAUGAAGGAUGAGAAGGUAAGUGUAGAUGAGGCAACAUAUUCUUCUUUAGACAGCUAUUUGAAGAAAGACGAAGGAGACUGGGAUAUUUAUAAGAGGAGAGUAAGUGAGAGUAAUGUUGAGCAGAGUCUAAACAUUGAUAACGUAGUAAAAAAACGUUGUUCAUCAACUAUAAGGAAAUUAAAGCCGGAUGAAAUGAAGAAGAGUAAGUCUGAAGUAAGUAAGUUGUGUGAUAAAGUAAAAAGCAUUAAGCUGAAAGAUAAAGAUUCGAGGAAUUAUAAAACUAGGAGUUGUAAUGAUAUUGUACGUCUGAUUCUUACUAAACAUGGAAUACAUGUUAUAAGCGAUACAGAAGCUAUAGUAUAG
Messenger RNA from Achroia grisella, 1588 nucleotides. RefSeq names its product nicotinamide/nicotinic acid mononucleotide adenylyltransferase 1 (gene Nmnat). Lineage: Eukaryota; Metazoa; Arthropoda; Insecta; Lepidoptera; Pyralidae. The coding region runs from base 116 to 1588 and encodes 490 amino acids. The record is from RefSeq and is a predicted model, not a curated record. Gene Ontology annotation, biological process: NAD+ biosynthetic process. The transcript has 7 exons. Gene Ontology annotation, molecular function: nicotinate-nucleotide adenylyltransferase activity; nicotinamide-nucleotide adenylyltransferase activity.